AUGGCUGAAGCAAACUACCUCCUGCACGAGGGCCCGAUGGGCUACUCAGUUUUCAAAGUCGUGCAUCAAGCCGAUACUGUUGCCAAUCGACUGCGAGAAGUCCAAGAGAGCGUGCAGGACCUCAGCAAAUUCGGAAAGAUGGUCUCCCUCGUCAGUUUCCUGCCCUUCGAGAGCGGCAAGCAAGCUCUCGAGGAGCUCCACGACAUCUCCGAGGGCAUCGCUUCCGACUUUUUGAAAUCCUUCCUCGAGCUGAACCUCCCCAAGUCCGGGAAGAAAAGUAAGGUCAUCUUGGGUGUUUCCGACAAGAUUCUUGCCGGCAGUAUCAAGAGUGCGUUCCCUACAAUUGAGUGUGAGACGGGAGAUACAAGUGAGGUGGUGCAGGACAUGCUUAGGGGCAUCCGACUUCACAAUGAGAAACUGCUUAAGCAGUUGCGCGGUGGUGACACCAAUACUGCGCAACUCGGUUUGGGCCACGCCUACUCGAGAGCCAAGGUCAAGUUCUCCGUCCAGAAAAACGACAACCAUAUCAUACAAGCUAUCGCUAUUCUUGACCAGCUGGACAAGGCAGUCAAUACUUUCUCCAUGCGUGUCCGCGAAUGGUAUUCAUGGCAUUUCCCCGAGCUCGUCAAGAUUGUCUCGGAGAACCACAAAUAUGCCAAGGUUGCGUUGUUCGUAAAGGACAAGAAGACCCUUUCAGAGGACAGUUUGCAUGAUCUUGCUGCGGUGGUUGAUGAUGAUGAAGAUAUUGCAAAGAGCAUCAUUGAUGCGGCCAAGACGAGUAUGGGUCAAGAAAUUUCAAAGUCAGACAUGGAGAAUGUCACACUUUUCGCACAAAGAGUUGUCAGUCUUGCAAACUAUCGAAAGACACUUCACACCUACCUUGUUUCUAAGAUGGGCGUGGUAGCACCCAAUCUAGCAGCUCUUAUUGGGGAAAUUGUUGGAGCCCGUCUCAUCUCCCAUGCCGGCAGCCUCACCAACUUGUCAAAAUACCCUGCCUCGACUGUACAAAUUCUCGGGGCAGAAAAGGCUUUGUUCAGAGCGUUGAAGACCAAAGGCAACACUCCCAAAUAUGGUCUGUUGUAUCACUCAUCCUUUAUUGGACGUGCUGGUCAAAAGAACAAGGGAAGAAUAUCCAGAUUCCUCGCCAACAAAUGCUCUAUCGCAUCAAGAAUCGACAAUUUCUCCGAGAACCCAUCAACAGUGUUCGGCUUGGCUUUGAAGAAGCAGGUUGAAGAACGAUUGGAUUUCUACGCCUCGGGAACACAGCCCACGAAGAACGAGGUUGCCAUGAAAACCGCAAUGGACAAAGUCCUCGAAGAUUUGGACAUUGACCAACCAGUCGACAAAGCAGCCGCCGAUGAAGAAACGUUCGACGUCGAACCCACGGCCGUGCAAAAACAGGAGAAGCGAAAGAAGGACAAGUCUGAGAAGAAAGACAAGAAGCGAAAGUCGACUGGUGGUGACGAAGUUGCGGCAGACGAAGACGUGAAGGACAAGAAGAAAAAGCGGAAGUCUCUCGAGGGCGGUGAGGCUGAGGGCAAGAAAAAGAAGAAGGUCAAGGUUUGA
Messenger RNA from Exophiala bonariae, 1566 nucleotides. It is a transcript of the gene NOP56, whose product is annotated as snoRNP complex protein nop56. Gene Ontology annotation, molecular function: snoRNA binding. Lineage: Eukaryota; Fungi; Ascomycota; Eurotiomycetes; Chaetothyriales; Herpotrichiellaceae. Gene Ontology annotation, cellular component: small-subunit processome; box C/D methylation guide snoRNP complex. Bases 1 to 1566 code for a protein of 521 amino acids. The record is from RefSeq and is a predicted model, not a curated record. The transcript has 2 exons.